AUGGGCGAAUAUGGCACACUGGACACAAACACCAUCACCAGCAGUAGCAGUGCGUCCUCACUUACGUCAAUUCUGAUGCCGAUGCCAAUGUCGAUGGCAGCAGCCCCACCCACCUCCGCAGCAAUGUCGGUAACCGCUACCGGUAAACCGACUCCAUCUUGUUCCUCCUCCACGGCGGCCCCCACCGGCGGUGUACCGUCCGUCGCGAUGGUACUGGCGGCCGCAGCAGCAGCAGCAGCAAACACCACUACAACGAACCAAAUGCCGUGCAAUCACGUCCAAACCUCAGCGUCUUCGUCGUCGGUGGAAUCCGACAGCUACCAUUUUUAUCACAAAUCCACUGCCGGUGGAAACGGUGGAAGUAACGGUCUGCCCGGGGUCGGCGGUGGCACCGCCGGCGCCAGUUCCGCCGGUGGCCAUCAUCACAAUGGUGCGGGCAAGGGCAGUGGGAGGGGUGGCGCGGGCCACGAAUCUACGUCAUCGGCUGGCGGUGGUGGGGGUAUGCCACGACCGUCCGUGGUAGCUGGUGGUGGCACCGGUAGCAACACCGGCGGUAGUUCGAGCGGCAGCGGACGAGUUAAGUGCAAGGAUCCGAUACGUGUCGGUUUCUAUGAAAUCGAGAAAACGAUUGGCAAGGGUAACUUUGCCGUGGUGAAACUGGCACGCCAUCGAAUUACCAAAAACGAGGUAGCAAUUAAAAUUAUUGACAAAUCCCAGCUCGAUCCGGGCAACCUGCAGAAGGUGUAUCGCGAGGUUGAGAUUAUGAAACGCUUAGACCACCCGCACGUCAUUAAAUUGUACCAGGUUAUGGAAACGCAGAGCAUGAUUUACAUAGUCUCGGAGUAUGCUAGUCAGGGGGAAAUUUUUGAUUACAUCGCAAAGUAUGGACGACUUAAUGAACGUGCAGCUAGAAAUAAGUUUUGGCAGAUCUUAUCCGCCGUAGAAUAUUGUCACAAUAAGGGAAUAGUACACAGAGAUCUUAAGGCUGAGAAUCUACUGCUAGAUUCUAAGAUGGACAUCAAAAUAGCGGACUUUGGGUUUUCCAACUUUUACAAAAAGGGAGAACUGCUUGCCACGUGGUGCGGUUCCCCGCCGUAUGCUGCCCCGGAGGUGUUCGAGGGUAAGCGCUACACCGGGCCGGAAAUUGACAUAUGGUCACUGGGAGUGGUGCUGUACGUGCUGGUAUGCGGAGCAUUGCCUUUCGACGGUUCAACGCUACAGUCGCUCCGUGAUCGUGUACUGUCUGGCCGUUUUCGGAUCCCGUUUUUCAUGAGCUCUGACUGUGAAUCCCUCAUCCGGAAGAUGCUCGUACUGGACCCGUCCCGGCGUUUCUCAAUCGACCAAAUCAAGCGACACCGUUGGAUGAUGGUGGAGCUUAUCGACACGCCGAAGAUUAGCAGUAUCGUCAUCAAUGGUAAUGUCAGCGAAGUGAGUGCACUGGAGACGGAACCGAACGAACAGAUACUGAAGAUCAUGCAGAACUUGGGAAUCGAUAUUCUCAAGACGCGGGAGAGCCUCAAGCUUCACAGCUACGAUCACUACACGGCAUUCUAUCUGCUGCUGCUGGAAAGACUGAAGAGCCGCACGAUGUCGCACGAGAGUGGGAACGCCGUCGCUGGUUGUGUUGGUGGCGGGAAAUCGGCCAUACAUGAAACGCAACGCCGCCGUCCCAGUAACGUUGCCGAACAGGCAAUGCGAAAACUUGCGAUCAGUACGCAACACAAGGCUGACCAAUCCGGUUCCUCGCCGAAACAUCAGCAACAAAUCUCACCCGCUAUAUCGUCCGGCAUGAGCAAUCAGAGUUCGGAAACGCUGCACGGGUUGCUUAGCGCCCAGGUGGGCUCGGGCGUAACCGGUGCGCUACCGACGAUGGCGCCCGGCGUUAUAAUGCUGCGUGAUACGAGCAUCCGCGAGCAGCAACCGGUGCUGAAGGAUAGCUCCUACUUUCGCGGUGUCUCGUACACAUCCAGCUCGGGGUUUACGGAUGCGUCGCUGUACCAGCUGGCAUCGUUACGGGAGCGCGACUGCAGCUCCACAUAUCUUACCGGGUCCGGUGCGGUGGGGUUGUUACCGUCGUCCCUAUCGUCGAACGUAGCGGCAACGCUGGCGGCGUCGGCCACAUCCCGGGAGAGCAGCUCAAUAGUGCUGCGCGAGUCGGGCAUCCUAUCCAACCGCAUCUCCUCGACGCGGCUGCUGUCGAGCAACAUCGAUAAGCGGAUUCUGCAGCAAAGUACGGAGGAUUGUCGCCGGUUGCUGCAGCAGGCUCGUCCCGUGUCGAUGGGUGAAUCGAAUCGGUAUACGAAACCACCGUCCCAUUCGCCGGUAAACAACGAUCUCCACCAAGCGUCUCAACCGCAGCAGUCCACAGUAACGCCCUCAAUACCCCAGUCGCAACGCUACUCGGAUCCGCUGAACGGCUUCAGCAAAGACUAUCUAACGAACGCAUCGUCCGCAGCGAACGAAACGUCUAUCACGGUACCGCCGUUCAAGGACUACAUCAACAACAUGCAGACCUAUUCGUACCUUCAGCAUUACGAACCGAACCUGACCGUUACCAGCUCGUCGGCGAGCGGUCACACAGCGCCACAGCCCACAUCCAUUACGGCACAGUACAGCUCCAGCACCGACGAAGGAUGUGAGACAGAUCUGGGAGACGAGGAUGUUCAACAAUCAAUCGACAAGUCAAUUCAGCGGCUCAACUCCUUCGCCAGCUCUAGCUCGUCCAGUGGAGUCGUCACCAACAUUCAUCCGAAGAGCUUAAGUCAAAAUUUGAGCUGCGAUUCGUCGCGCAGCAACUUUUCGACCUUCGAAAGUCUGGAUCUCAACUUAUCCGAUUGUGCCGAGCUGGCGGGCAGCUUACCGUCCUGUACGGCCACCACGGAAGCGUAUGAAGGUGUAGCGAAAGAUGAAGCUUCAUUUCGUGCCGUCACGAGUUCGGCCUGCAUCAAUCAACCGCAGUGUGUGUACGCGAUGUCGGAUAAGGUGGUUAGUUCGUUCCUGAGAGCCAACACGGUGUACCAGGAUGUGCAUAACGGUGACCAUCGCAGUAUUACCCGUUCGCCUGUUGAUUUCCGUGAGGGUCGACGUGCCAGUGAUGGGCUGGUUACGCAAGGUCUUGUGCACGCAUCGGAGAAUCCGCUCAAUUCUCCGGUUGCGUUCAACAGCCAGCGGUUGAAUGAAACGUGCAAGGCGAAAGGUGUGCUGGAGCUUCAUCUGCUGCAAAAGGAGGCGGCCCAGCUGAAGGUGAAGUAUCAGGCGAACGUGCCGCAGGACGAGCUCAAUGUGCGCCAGCUACAGCACAGCCAGUUCCGGGUGAAUCCGCUCGAGGGUCUCAUCCUGAAGUCGUUGUCGGCCUCAUCGCACAGCAGCGCCUGUCUCGACCCGUCGAACGGUGGCAAUGCCGGCUACUACAACAAGGUGGCCGACUACGUUGGGCUAUCGCUGGGCAUGAAGGCGGCAACGGUGGCGGCUGCAGGCGGUACCGACCAGCAGAUGGGGAAGCUCGAGGCGGAGCAGCUACUGCUGCGGGCAGGCGUCGCUCGCUCGGACCAGCUAAGUGCUGCCGCCGUACAGCAGCUGCAGCAGAAGCCUCCGCUGCAGCAGCAGCUGAUGCAGCACCGGUUGCUGCAGCAGAAGCGGCAGAUACUGCAGAAGCAGGGUGCGAUGGAGGCGGGCCUGAGCCGCAGACAGAUGCUGCGGCAGCACAGCUAUAAGAUCGCACAGCAAACGCAAAUCCUGCCGCCGCUACCGUACGGUGAGCUGGCCGAAUCGGUUGACGGGGCCGGGUAUCCGACGCUCCAGUCGGUACGCGAAACGGCCAUCCUCGAAACCGAACCGAGCCAGGGUUUGAAAGAUCCGCUAGAUCUUUACACCCAUCUGCACGCGCACCAUUCGCACCUGCACCAUCAGCAGCAGCAGCAGCAGCAACAGCACGCCGCCGCACAUCUGGCGUCCGAUCGGGGCACACUCUGCUCCUGGAGCACGUUGCCGAGUUCGAUGAAAACGUGCCAAAUCAGCGAAGGAACAUCCGCCACGGACAGCCCAUGGAAUGUGGCUGCCCUCUACCACCAGAAUGUGCCGCCCGGCCCGUUAUAUACCACAUCGCAAUGGAUCACACCGCACACGUCCACGAUCCAGCACUCAAUGCAACUGCCCCUGAGUGAAAGCCCCAUACCGGAGCUUGCCGAACAGAUGGAGUCUAUUUGA
Molecule: messenger RNA, 4206 nt
Organism: Anopheles marshallii
Lineage: Eukaryota; Metazoa; Arthropoda; Insecta; Diptera; Culicidae
Gene: Sik2
Product: serine/threonine-protein kinase par-1
Exons: 14
Coding region: 1-4206 (1401 amino acids)
Biological process (GO): intracellular signal transduction; protein phosphorylation; microtubule cytoskeleton organization
Cellular component (GO): cytoplasm
Molecular function (GO): tau-protein kinase activity; protein serine/threonine kinase activity; ATP binding
Source: RefSeq, a predicted model, not a curated record